Didymella exigua CBS 183.55 is the source of this 243-nucleotide messenger RNA. RefSeq lists its product as uncharacterized. The record is from RefSeq and is a predicted model, not a curated record. The transcript is spliced from 4 exons. Lineage: Eukaryota; Fungi; Ascomycota; Dothideomycetes; Pleosporales; Didymellaceae. The coding region runs from base 1 to 243 and encodes 80 amino acids.
AUGCCAGUCCACCCAGCUGAAGAGACCACUUCCGGCAGCAUCACGGACCAGGUUGCAAAGGAGUCCAAGGACUCGAAUGCCUCUACCCACCAGUUACACCAGGAGGAUAACCAGGCCACAAGUGGCGGCUCCGUUGCCGCCAACGCACACAAGGCCAACCCGGGCCCUGUACAUGCUGAUAACCUGCCUGAGCCGGCAAGUAAGGAGGAGCUCAAGAAGAGGGCCGAGGAGCUCAACAAGUAA